AUGAAAGUGAAUCUCAAAACGUUUGUUUUUGAUGAAAGCGAAAGCAGGCAGGCAGCUUGCUCGUCACCUCCAGCUAAGCACAAGGCACAAGCUGUUGGUGGCGGUGGGCUCCAGCACCCCACCUUCCUUGCUGUGACACAAGUGAUCCACCCACCACCUUCCUACCCCCGGUUCUGCAGACUUACCUGGAUCAAGACGACUACCCCCAAGAUCUCAGCAUCAUAUCCGCCGCUACUCCUCGAACGAACCCCACGUCUCGAAUCUACCAUGGCCGACGAACACAACCACCUCGCCGAGUCCGGCGUCACAAUGCACUCCGACAUCGAACUAUACUCUGCAGGCGAUGAUCUAUCGUCACCUCCCUCAUCAAACUCACCAGUCGUCCUCUACAAGCCUCCUACUGUGUGGUCUUUGAUGCGUGGAACUGCCAUCAACCUGUUGCUACCGUUCAUCAACGGUAUGAUGCUUGGUUUCGGAGAGCUAUUUGCUCAUGAGGCAGCCUUCAGGCUGGGUUGGGGCGGCACCAAGGUCUUCCCUCUUUCGCGAAGAAGAGCACACCCCAUCGGACCUGGUAUCGAGCUUCGAGAAAACUACUGCACUCCUCGCCCUUCGCUGGACGAUAUUGCAAGUUUGGAGUAA
Fusarium graminearum PH-1 is the source of this 639-nucleotide messenger RNA. RefSeq names its product import protein 1. Gene Ontology annotation, biological process: mitochondrial outer membrane translocase complex assembly; protein insertion into mitochondrial outer membrane. Gene Ontology annotation, cellular component: mitochondrial outer membrane. The record is from RefSeq and is a predicted model, not a curated record. NCBI's taxonomy places the organism in Eukaryota, Fungi, Ascomycota, Sordariomycetes, Hypocreales, Nectriaceae. Bases 1 to 639 code for a protein of 212 amino acids. The transcript is spliced from 3 exons.